Molecule: messenger RNA, 626 nt
Organism: Morone saxatilis (striped sea-bass)
Lineage: Eukaryota; Metazoa; Chordata; Actinopteri; Moronidae
Gene: ttr
Product: transthyretin (prealbumin, amyloidosis type I)
Exons: 4
Coding region: 7-462 (151 amino acids)
Biological process (GO): purine nucleobase metabolic process
Source: RefSeq, a predicted model, not a curated record
CCCGCCAUGCUUCAACCACUGCGCUGUCUGCUUCUGACCUCUGCUGUGCUGCUCUGCAACGCCGCCCCCACCCCCACGGAGAAACAUGGGGGCACCGACACAAUGUGUCCUCUGACGGUAAAAAUCCUGGAUGCGGUGAAGGGGAGUCCAGCCGGAUCAGUCGCACUCAAGGUGUCUCAGAAGGCUGCUGAUGGGGGAUGGACACAUAUCGCUAAUGGAGUGACGGACGCCACUGGAGAGAUCCACGAUCUGAUCACAGAGCAGCAGUUCCCAGCAGGAGUGUAUCGUGUUGAGUUUGACACCAAAGCUUACUGGAAGAAUGAGGGGAGCACGCCGUUCCAUGAAGCAGCUGAUGUGGUGUUUGAGGCCCACACUGAAGGUCACCGUCACUAUACCUUGGCCCUGCUGCUCAGUCCGUACUCCUACACCACCACAGCCGUGGUCACAGACGCACACCAGUGACACACCGUGGAAAUUUACAGUCCGGCGGAGGUGUCAGAACAGCAAGCUGCACAAGGCCGGAGAACUCUCACAUGAUGAUCCAAACCAACAAUGAAUGUAUCUACUAAUAAGUAUUGUGUGUGUAUCAAAGUCUUAAAUAUAUAUCUUCCUCUGUGCCACAGAGC